Messenger RNA from Argiope bruennichi, 3227 nucleotides. Its product is annotated as propionyl-CoA carboxylase beta chain, mitochondrial-like. The transcript has 14 exons. The coding region runs from base 280 to 1902 and encodes 540 amino acids. The record is from RefSeq and is a predicted model, not a curated record. Gene Ontology annotation, molecular function: propionyl-CoA carboxylase activity. Gene Ontology annotation, cellular component: mitochondrion. NCBI's taxonomy places the organism in Eukaryota, Metazoa, Arthropoda, Arachnida, Araneae, Araneidae.
AAAUUGUUUAUAUAUAUUGAGGAACUUUUCCUGCUUGGCGUUGAUUUUUUGACUGAACUAAAAUAUAUCAAUCAGAUAAGCAGCGCUGCAGGAAUCGUUAAUCUCAAUUACAUAUGAAUAGUUGAUUCUCUGGCGAUAACUCUUUGGUGAAGCUAUUCUGAAGAACGCCAGGAUGAGGAAUUAAAUAUUUUAAAUACAACUUGAAAGAAGUAGUUUUAAUAUUAUCUUUGAUAUACAUACUUAUUUUUCACCUGAAAGGACUUAUAAUCUUCUGAAAACAUGAAUCUCAACAGCAUUAUGUUUGCUAAGAACUGUUCAAAGUUGUUGCACAAAUUUUAUUUAAUAGAUUCUGUUAGAGCGUCUUCUUCAGGAAUAGCUCAUACAGUAAACGUUAAAAAGCAAAUUGAAGAACGUAGAAAACGUGCUAUUAUUGGUGGUGGUGAUAAAAGGAUUGAAGCUCAGCAUAGAAAGGGUAAGUUAACAGCAAGAGAGAGAAUCCAGUUAUUGAUGGAUGUUGGAAGUUUUGUUGAAUAUGAUAUGUUUUCUGAACAUACAUGCACUGAUUUUGGAAUGGAAAAAGAAAAGUAUCCAGGUGAUAGUGUGGUAACAGGCCAUGGUCUCAUUCAUGGCCGUAAAGCCUUUAUUUUUAGCCAAGACUUCACUGUGUUUGGAGGAAGCCUUUCUUCUGUGCAUGCCAAAAAAAUAUGCAAAAUUAUGGACCAGGCUAUCUUAGUAGGAGCUCCUGUAAUUGGUAUCAAUGAUUCUGGUGGUGCUCGAAUACAAGAAGGUGUUGAAUCUCUUGCAGGUUAUGCUGACAUUUUCCAACGUAAUGUUCUGGCUUCUGGUGUUGUUCCUCAAAUUUCAGUUAUUAUGGGUCCUUGUGCUGGAGGAGCUGUCUAUUCACCAGCUCUGACGGAUUUUGUUUUCAUGGUGAAAGACACUUCUUAUCUUUUCAUCACUGGACCAGAUGUUGUUAAGUUGGUGACAAAUGAAGAUGUAACUCAAGAAGAAUUAGGUGGUGCUAAAACACAUACUACACUUUCAGGAGUUGCCCACAAUGCUUUUGAAAAUGAUGUUGAUGCACUUUUGAAUUUAAGAAAAUUUUACAAUUUUCUCCCUCUGAGCAGUACUGAUCCUCCUCCAAUUAGAGAAUGUGAUGACCCUUGGGACAGAAAUGUUCAGAGCUUAGAAACUGUUAUUCCACUUGAAACUACUGCUGGUUAUAACAUGUUGGAUGUUAUUCUAGAGAUUGUGGAUGAACGAGAUUUUUUUGAAAUAAUGCCUAAUUAUGCAAAAAAUAUUAUUGUUGGAUUUGCAAGAAUGAAUGGCCGCACUGUUGGAAUGGUUGGAAAUAAUCCUAAAUAUGCAGCUGGUUGUCUGGAUAUUAAUGCAUCUGUUAAAGGUGCUCGAUUUGUUAGAUUUUGUGAUGCCUUUAAUAUACCCAUUAUCACAUUUGUCGAUGUUCCAGGAUUCCUACCAGGAACUGCACAGGAGUAUGGUGGAAUCAUAAGACAUGGAGCUAAAUUAUUAUAUGCUUUUGCUGAAGCUACUGUUCCAAAAAUAACUGUCAUUACCCGAAAAGCAUAUGGAGGUGCUUAUGAUGUGAUGAGUUCAAAACAUUUAAGAGGAGAUAUAAAUUAUGCUUGGCCCACUGCUGAGAUUGCUGUGAUGGGUGCCAAAGGAGCUGUCUCCAUUCUCUAUCGUGGAAAAGCUGAUGUUCUUGAAAGAGAAAAGGAAUACAAUGAAAAAUUUACUAACCCAUUUUCUGCAUCAGUACGAGGUUUUAUUGAUGAUAUAAUAGAUCCAUGUACAACUCGUUAUCGUAUCUGCCGGGAUCUAGAUCUUCUUCAAAGAAAGAAAAUGGACUUGCCUUGGAAGAAGCAUGCUAAUAUGCCUCUUUAAAUGCUUGAAUUUACUUGAAAACAUACUUCUACAUGCUCAUUUUAUGCAUUUAUGUCGAAAGUAUGUUUUUUCAUAUAAUCGAGAUUGCAUACAUUUGUUUUAUAUAAAAACAAAUUGUUGCAAGAAAAUAUUUUAUAUGAAAAUAUAUUUUGAUAUUUUAUAUCUCAACUGUAUUAAUAAUCUCAAUUGUUUCUAAUAGAUCUGAUUUCAAAUCUGACAAAAUUUGAGCUUAUACUGUUUAUAUAUAUAUAAUAUAAUCAUACUUACAGAUUAUAUUUUGUUUUAUUGAAAUUUUCAACCAGAUUCUUAUUAAACCUUCCCUUCUCUCAUUGCUAAUGUUUAGAGUAAAUGGUAUUGUAUGGAAUUUGAUUUCAUACAAACUGAGCUUAUGUUUUUUAUAUAUACCAACCUGUAAGAUUUUUCUACUUAAUUCGAAUUUGAAGUUUUCUACUUACUUAUUUUUUACAAUUCAGAUUGAAUACUAAUUGUAUUUCAGAUUGCUUUGUUUCAAUUAGUGUUACAAUGAACUUUAUUAAUAUAUUCUGAAUGAUGAAAUUCAAUUUUCUUUUAUAAUUCUCUAGAACAUUUAUAUUUCAAUAGAAAUUUAUUGUAUUAUUAUAAGAUGUAAACAAUUUUACUUCAUAAUUAAAGCUUGUAAUAAAAAAAAAAAAACCCUGCUUAUUUUCAUAUUAAUCUAAACUAUUUGAAUAGUUCAUAUAAUUUUUUAUUUAAUUCUGAAAAUCUUAUUCAAUAAUGAAUGCAAUGCACUCUCUACAUUACAUUAUUGUAUAUUUGAUUGUAUCUUUAUUGUAUAUUUGAAUAUAUAUUUAAAUUAGUUGUGUUCUUUGUAGGUUUAAAAUUUAUUUUUUGUUUUUCAAGAAUCUCAUUUAAUGAUUAGAAAUGCUGUUUUAUUAAAUAUUAAUGGCUUAAUGCUAAUCUAUACUUAAUAGGAAUUGUGAACAAAAUAAUAAAAUAUUUAUAUAUAUAUUUGUUUUAUUUUUAAAUUUUUUGCAUUUAACAUUUGAUCCUAAUAUGUGCCAAAUUGAAUUCUAGGAUGGAUGUUUCCUUUAUAUGUGUUCAAACUGAUAGAGCUUUAUAUUUUAUUCUAUGAAUAAAAGAAUCUCUCACUAUAUUAAUCAAAGUAUUACAAAUCUAUAUCCAUGAAUAGUUUUGUGAAAAGUAUAAUUAUGUUACACUGAUCAAAGUAUUGUUACAAUUUUUUUCAGAAUAUUGUUUUCUCUGUUAUGAAACUAUAAGCAUUAUCUUGUUGCAUUUAAUCUGUUAUUAAAUUGUUUGAAUAUAUUUUUGGGAUCUAUAUAUUUUUA